Messenger RNA from Anopheles stephensi (Asian malaria mosquito), 5025 nucleotides. RefSeq names its product sodium-dependent dopamine transporter (gene DAT). Gene Ontology annotation, cellular component: neuron projection; neuronal cell body membrane; presynaptic membrane. Gene Ontology annotation, molecular function: dopamine:sodium symporter activity. Bases 893 to 2854 code for a protein of 653 amino acids. The record is from RefSeq and is a predicted model, not a curated record. Gene Ontology annotation, biological process: dopamine uptake involved in synaptic transmission; sodium ion transmembrane transport. The transcript has 9 exons. Lineage: Eukaryota; Metazoa; Arthropoda; Insecta; Diptera; Culicidae.
GUGUUUGGAAGGAGUGCAAUUCAACUUUAAAUACGUGUUUCACGUGCGUCGUGUGCGUUGUGACGCGAAUGCAAAGCGAUUAGAAAUGUUUCAUUAAUUUUCGAAUUAAAUUUAAAUGUCCCAUCCCACGUGUGAUUAUUUUUUUUAAAUGGAUACAGGUUUUUUUUUUGUGUGUGCGAGUGUGUCACAAGAAUGGUGCAGAUGAUGAAAUCGCUCUCAAAUACUUGUUACAUUUCACACGCCUUAUUGCGCAAUGAGGGUUCGAAGAACAAGACGGUUAUUUACUUUCGACACACCUCCAAGGCAUCACGUUUCCUGGCCUUAGAAUAGAACAUUUGAAGGACAUGUCAGUGUACAAUUGGUUUUAUUUUGAGCCUCACGGUUCUGAGUAAACACACAGACGGGCUUUCAGUUUUAAAUUCUACAAGCCAACCGAAAACAAAAAACACCAAUCGAAAGCAUCGACAGGCAGAUCAGCUGUACAUAGCGACAAUCGAACGCGUAAACCGGCUUUGUUGGGUCCGGUCCGAGUUCUGGUUUGUUGGAAUGUUAUUGGUGUAAGCUUUAGAGCAGAAAGCGAAAACAGGCUCUGCUAGAAUUCGACCGUGCCAGACGCCCUGUACCUCCUACGCACGGUAAACGGGGGACCAUGACCAGUCGAAAUCGAGUGUCUUCUACACACUAUUAGGCGCUAGGCUUUAGGCAGUGAAACAGGUUUUCGCAUUUCAAUCCGAUCCCCGGAGAGGAGGCAACCUCGUAACGUGUGCUCUCAUCGUGACAUAAACGAAAUGGAUUAGUGAAAAACAAAUAUUUGAUUAAGUUGGAAGUUCAUUAGAAGUUUGUAAUUUAAUAAAAGUGAAAGAGAGAGAGAGAGAUAUAUAUCCAACAAAAAAUGGGUCGCAAAAAGGAGAAGAAAGAUUCCAUCGACGGGGACGCGCUGAAGGAGCUGAACGGUGGAGCGGAAAACGGUGUCGGCGGUGACAGCGACGGAACCGCCCUGGCGAUGACCACCAUCGGCCAGAUCAAGGCGAAGGGCCGACCGGGGCUGUUGCCACGGAACGGGGCCGGUGGUGAACCGGACGAUGGCGAGCAGCGGGAAACCUGGAGCGGGAAGGUCGACUUCCUGCUGUCGGUCAUCGGGUUCGCCGUCGAUCUGGCCAAUGUGUGGCGUUUCCCGUACCUCUGCUACAAGAACGGCGGUGGUGCGUUCCUGGUACCGUACGGGAUAAUGCUGCUGGUCGGUGGCAUUCCACUGUUCUACAUGGAGCUGGCGCUCGGUCAGUUCAACCGGAAGGGAGCAAUCACCUGCUGGGGCCGGCUGGUGCCACUGUUCAAGGGCAUCGGUUACGCGGUCGUACUGAUUGCGUUCUACGUCGAUUUCUAUUACAACGUGAUCAUCGCGUGGUCGUUGCGAUUCUUCUUCGCCUCCUUCACCGACAGUCUCCCGUGGACGCAUUGCUCCAACACGUGGAACACGGCCGAAUGUAAACCGUUCGGGUUCACUGGGAACAGCUCCGUGCAGGCGGUGAAUCGAACCGGCGUUCUAGCGUCCAAUGUUUCGGCCACGGUCGUCACUGCCACCAUCAACGAUACAAAGUUUGCCUCGGCUGCGUCGGAGUACUUCAACCGCUACAUCUUGGAGCUGGACAAGAGCGAGGGCAUACACGAUCUGGGGGCGAUCAAGUGGGACAUGGCACUCUGUCUGCUCGCGGUCUAUCUCAUCUGCUACUUCUCGCUCUGGAAGGGCAUCAGUACCUCCGGGAAGGUAGUGUGGUUCACGGCCCUGUUUCCGUACGCCGUGCUGUUGAUUCUGCUCGUCCGAGGCAUCACACUUCCCGGGUCGGCGGAAGGAAUUCUGUACUACCUGAGGCCCAACUUUGACGUCAUCUACAAUGCGGAGGUUUGGGUUGACGCCGCUACGCAGGUGUUUUUCUCCUUGGGACCCGGUUUUGGAGUGCUGCUGGCGUACGCUUCCUACAACAAGUAUCACAACAAUGUAUACAAGGACGCUCUACUGACCAGCUUGAUCAACUCGGCUACCAGCUUUGUGGCGGGUUUCGUCAUUUUCUCGGUGCUUGGGUACAUGGCACAUGCCAGCGGGCAGAGCAUCAAGGAUGUGGCCACCGAAGGUCCGGGCUUGGUGUUUGUUGUGUAUCCGGCCGCGAUUGCCACAAUGCCCGGAAGUAUCUUUUGGGCGUUGAUUUUCUUCAUGAUGUUGCUAACGCUUGGACUUGACAGUUCGUUCGGAGGAUCGGAAGCAAUCAUCACGGCGCUGAGUGACGAGUUUCCCAAGAUUGGACGUAACCGGGAGAUUUUUGUGGCGAUUCUGUUCUCGCUGUACUUUGUCGUUGGUUUGGCGAGUUGUACGCAGGGAGGAUUCUACUUCUUCCAGCUGCUCGAUCGCUAUGCAGCCGGUUACUCUAUACUGAUCGCGGUGUUUUUUGAGGCCAUCGCUGUGUCCUGGAUAUAUGGAACGGAACGAUUCUGUAACGACAUCAAGGACAUGAUUGGCUUCGCUCCCGGUAUCUACUGGCGUGUUUGCUGGAAGUUUGUGGCACCACUGUUCCUGCUGUUUAUCAUCAUCUACGGAUUGAUAGGACACGAACCGCUCAGCUACGAGGACUACGUGUAUCCGUCGUGGGCCAACGUGCUCGGAUGGUGCAUAGCGGGCUCGUCCAUGAUCAUGAUACCGUUGAUGGCAAGCUAUAAGCUUAUCGUGACACCGGGAAGCUUCCGGCAGCGCAUGAAAAUUCUGACCACACCCUGGCGCGAUCAGCAGAUGGCCGUCAAUGGAGUAACGAUCGAACCGGCUCAGGUUCGCUUGACGCACUCGGACGAAGGUGAAGAGGUUUGAGUACGCAUGCGAUUCUAUGCCCCGCGGUUUGAUAUAUACUUUGUGUGAGACUAGUUAUCGUGUUGGAUUCCUGUUCCCAAUUCCUACCAUUUGUUUCCAAACGUGUGGGCUAUAAGUUUUCCUUUUGUCGUUGCAACUUCGUAUGCCCUUCCAAGACCUGCUCUAGCUAUGUAAGUGUUAUCUGGCCCCUGUCCUAGGCAGAUCAUAGACACCGUAAAUGCUGAUAGAUUUCACCACUAGGAUAGGACGAAUGUAUACUUGAUAAGAUGCUUUGGCCUGGGGUACACUAGACCGGCAAGGGGUUGUAGCUCCAGUGAUCGCUACACAAUGGCAAAAUACUUUAGCGCAAAUCGCUCUCUCUCUCUCCAGAACUCUAUGCUGAGUGAAAACAAACUGACACACACACACACCUAAUGCUGUAUAGGAUAAUACGCGUAUCGAGAUAUAGUUAGAUGGGUAGUAAGACGACUUACACCUGCCACCAACCUAGAUUGCUGAGCACUUGUACAUAAGAAGCAACUCUAAACACACACGUUGAAAUGCGGGACAAUUUGCAGAUUUGCAACGAUGCAAGCACGGCUACCGGCCAGAAGGGAUGGACUCCGGGAAGGUAACCUGUAAAGCGACAUUACUCCUCGGAGUCAUCAUCUGUUAGCCGUUGGAAUUACUGAACCUUUACUUCAUAUGUGUAAUGUCUGCUUCGUAAAGUAUGUAACUACUAAUCUGCUUAGCGUUGCUCUCCGUUUGAUGGUGUUUUGUGUUCCUGUAAGGUAGAAGCGUCUGGUUUCUGGCAUAAUUUCCCUAACUUGUUGCGGCGAGUAAAUGCGAAACAAUAUUGUUGAUAGAUAUAGAAUGCAAAACUGUAUAAUCGUCUUUAUAACAAGUUACGUACAUGAUAGAACAUUUAAUGAAAAAAAGAUUCGAAGGACCAGCGCGUCCAGGAACGAGGGAGGCCAUAAAGCGACCUAGAAGCAGACUAUCCUCUUGCCAGUGAAAACUUUCCGCGCGUGAAUGCCCGCAACACGUAGCAACGGCUCAGACAAAACAGUUUUCCAUUCAAAAGCUCGAAAGCUUGCACUCGAGAGGAGCUUUCACACAGCCAUAAAGCUCAGCUCGGGAUGUAGAUGGGGAAGCUUUGCUCUGUUUGCGUCGCUUGCUACAAUUUGCAUUGGGUAUUUUAAAUUGACAGUUGCGAUGUCCGAUUACCGGUCAGUAGCAAGAGCUUAGCCGCAUAUUAGAAAUAAAUUGCAGAAAAAGGGAAAAGAUACGAUAUUAUAUGAACGCUCACCUGUUGAUAUGAACACAUUAGAAAAAAAAUCCAACAUAGAAUAAUUGUGAAAGACAUCGCCAACUAUAGGUAUGCUUUUUACUGGAUAGCUUUUAAACUCGUAGAGACGUACAAUCUUUAGAGAGGAACAUACACACUCAAGAAAAAAAAAUACACAAAACACCAAUGACUUUCUGUGCUCAUCCGACUGGCCGGGAGAAUCGGGGAGGUUCUGUGCACGUUUCCCCAGACAGCCAUUGGGGAAACGUGCACCAACGCACCAGGUCCCCAACUCCAAGGCCUGUAUGGGACAGUAGCACAGUUGGAUGUGUUCCCCAAAUUUUUUCGUCAAACAUUACAACAAUACGGAACCGGGUGAAUGGAAAGAAUGAACCAGACAGGCAGGAACUGCGAUACCAGCAAACAACAGUCACAACGAAAAAAAUGGUACGGAGAGCGAGAAUACUAGCGUAAACAUGACAGGAUCGAAUCGAAUUUAGUAUUAGCACUCCAAACAUUCAAUACCCAUCUCCCGAAGAGUUGUUUUUUUUUUACUUUUCAAUUUGACAGAUGCAGAAACAGAAAGAAUAACACUGUACAUGAGUGAAAUAGUUUAAGUGUGGCGGAGGGGGAGAAAACAAAAAGAGAGAGUGAGAUGGGAAGAGCAAUGGAAACUCGUUAUUUGCUUGCAUGUUACCGUACCAUUGUGCUGCCAGGCAGUAAACGGUAAAUAAUGCGUUCUCUACUUAAAUUACUUAAUUUCCGUUCCGAGGAAGGUUACCGUGGCUGUUUGUAGUUGUGCACACCGUUGAUUUUUCUAAACAUCUUUGCCGUGCGUGACAAUGCACGGUUGCUGCAGCAAUCGCGUUUGAUUUGAAUCAAUAAACUUUUAUUUGACAGUUAC